This is a messenger RNA of Lactuca saligna, 1285 nucleotides long. Lineage: Eukaryota; Viridiplantae; Streptophyta; Magnoliopsida; Asterales; Asteraceae. The record is from the annotation of a GenBank genome assembly.
CAAAUUCCGAUUGAUUACAGUAACUUUUACAUCAACGAUCGCCUGUUUUUUUUUUUUUUUUCUGGUAGAAGCCAGAAAUCGUCGGAGAAACCAAUGACAAUGAUGACCAAUGCCGGAGGAGUAGGGCCCUUUGGCGACACUACGUUGACCAAAGUCUUCGUCGGAGGAUUAGCAUGGGAGACUCCCAAGGAGGCCAUGAGAGAUCACUUCGAGAAAUACGGCGACAUUCUCGAAGCUGUCAUUAUCUCCGACAAAACAACCGGCCGAUCCAAAGGCUAUGGCUUCGUGACAUUCAAGGAGCCGGAAUCCGCUAAGAAAGCUUGCGAGGAUCCGACGCCGGUGAUUAACGGCCGCCGUGCGAACUGUAACCUCGCUUCCCUCGGCGCACGCCGCCCGAGAUCGCUAACGGUUGUGCCACCGCCGCCGCCACCACCACAGCCGCAGCAGCAAACCGGGCCUAAUAUAAUUGUGGGACCAAGAUCUGCCGGGGCGAUCACACCACCUCCGAGCCACGUGCAGUGGUACUACCCACCAACGCCUACACCGGCAUCGCCGUACCACCACCACCACCACCAGGCCGCCGUUCCUUAUUACGGAUAUGCUCCGGCGACAUACGUCGCCACAACUGAUGUCAGUUACAAUCAUAAAUUAGGGUAUACAGGUGGGGCCUACAUGAAUGGAGGGCACUACUCGCAUGUGUAUCCCAGUCAGGCUACGGUGGGUGCGCACACAUUGAUGCCAAUGUACCCUAUGAGUAUGUAUCAAUACCAUCAUCAAUCACAGGCAAUGGGCCUACCGGCCCAAUUCUUUUGUGCCCCGACAUCCACUGGCCCAAUUACUGCUGUUCCUGCUAUUCUUUCAAAGCCCACUCCAACUCCAGUUUGUUUGGCUGUUGAAUAGGUACAGUUGGGGGAAGAAAAGGAAGCUUUGGGAAAGUUGGCUAAAAGUGGCAAAUAACAAAAAAGGAGGGGGUGGAGUGGCUUGUCAGAACAACCUUAUUUUAUUUGAUCUGCAAUGCAAUGACUGCUUCUUCUUUUCUUUCCCUUUUUUAUUUCCUCUAAUUUACAUGAUUUUUUAUAUUUAAUUUUUAUAUUAUUAUUAAUAUUAAUUCUCUUCUCAUUAGGCAUAUCUAAUUAGAUUCAUUCGUUCGUCAUCUCUUUUAAUCUCCAUCUAACUUAUUGUAAUGGUAAACCAGUUAAAACUUUAUCGUAUUUUUUUUAUAUGGGGCAUUGUUAUGUUUACUGUUUUGAUGUUCAUUAAAUUUUCUGUAUACAAGAAGAAUACA